This is a messenger RNA of Strongylocentrotus purpuratus (purple sea urchin), 1522 nucleotides long. RefSeq names its product protein CWC15 homolog A (gene cwc15). NCBI's taxonomy places the organism in Eukaryota, Metazoa, Echinodermata, Echinoidea, Camarodonta, Strongylocentrotidae. Gene Ontology annotation, molecular function: RNA binding. The transcript is spliced from 7 exons. The record is from RefSeq and is a predicted model, not a curated record. Gene Ontology annotation, biological process: mRNA cis splicing, via spliceosome. Gene Ontology annotation, cellular component: catalytic step 2 spliceosome. The coding region runs from base 109 to 774 and encodes 221 amino acids.
AAUCGACGAGUCCGACUUGUCUAAAAUUAAUGCUGCAAAAACUACAACUUUUAACUCAAUAAAAAGCAGACUAAUAGACAAAUAGAGAGGAAGGGUAAAUAGUCCAAGAUGACAACAGCCGCAAGACCAACGUUCAACCCAGCAAAAGGAGGGAGUGGCAAAGGAGAAGGGGAUUUGAGUGCCUUAUCUAAGCAGUAUUCCAGCCGUGAUCUACCAGCACACACCAAGUUAAAAUACAGGCAACCUGGUCAGGACACCGGCGAUGAGAUCCGUGGACGUGACUUUCGCAAGGAUCUAGAGGAUAGAGAACGUGCAGCAAGGGAGAAGAGGAGCGACAGGGGAAGGGAGUCGUCGAGUAGCAGUAGUACUAAGAGACCGAGGUUAGAACAGAUACCAGCUGCUAAUCUAGAUGCUGAUGAUCCCCUUGAUAAUGAGGAUGAAGAUGAUGAUGCAUCUGAUGACAGUGAUGAUGAGACAGCUGAACUUCUUGCUGAACUCAACAAAAUCAAGAAAGAGAGAGCUCAGGAAAGCUCUAGGAAGGAGCAAGAGAAGAAAGUAGAAGAGGAGAGGAUAAGAACAGAAAACAUUCUGAGUGGUAAUCCUCUCAUGUCGGCAUCGCAAAAAGCUGACUUCAAGGUCAAAAGAAGGUGGGAUGAUGAUGUGGUCUUCAAGAAUUGUGCCAGGGGGGAGGACGAUAAGAAGGAGAAGAAGUUCAUCAAUGAUACUCUACGGUCAGAAUUCCAUAAAAGAUUCCUGGAGAAAUACAUUCAUUAACCAAGAAACACAAGGUUGAACUUACAUGCAAUGAACUGGAAAGUGCAUUGAACUUAUUCCCAUGAGACACCUGUUGUAUGGUGCCCAACCACUGUACUCAAGAGAGAACAUGUCUGAUGCUGGAGAACAAAGGAGGUAUGCCACCCAAGAUUUGGUCACCAUUCUCCACUUGGCUGAUGUCCUGGGUCUAUAAUGUGAACAUUGCGAAUGUGCUGCACCUUCGUUGUCUUGGUUGUACAUGUAUACGUUGCUGUGUUGGGUACAGAGCAGUUGCCGACUUGCGAACAACUUGAGGAAUAGACACUCGCGUCUACUGAAGAAGCACAGUUUGGUGUUGCCGAGGGCGAUGAACUUGGGUUGAAGGCUGCUCAUAAUGCCACAAUAAAUCGCUUGUUUUCUAUUUUAUUUAAAUUUUUACCUUUUUUUUAUUUUUUAAGUUGAAUAGCAAGUGGGAACAUGAAAAUGUAGCUGCGUGCAACAAUGUUUCUAUAAGUACUCACUUCUCUUUGUGCUGGAGCAUUCCAUAGAAAAAGCCCUGCAUGAGCAAAGGUUCUUUCCGCCUCAUUUGAGCUUAGGAAGAACAAGAAAAAGAGUUCUUAGAGCGUCAAGAUCUGGAUGGAUUGUAAUGAUUUAUCAAAGUAAUAUUGUAUUGUGGAGCAGAGCCAUGAGUAGCUGGCCAGUUCAGACCUCAAACUUUACAUUUUUUUAGAGGCACCCUUCUGAUAUCAUAAACUUCAGACUUUACUCU